CCCAUCGAGUGCACCGGUCUAAGAGAUUGUCACUCGAAGGAGCUGACUCCUUUUCCUCUGUAUCUUCUAUCCUUGCAGUGAUUGGUCUACAGUGUGCUGUAUAGUCGUCAUGAGGUUCUCCACAGCGAGUAUCGCAGCUUUCGUGCUGUCCUCCACGUCGUUCGUGGCUGCUCAGACAUACACGGAUUGCGACCCUCUACAGAAGACAUGUCCAGCGGACCCCGCACUUGGGACGUCGAAGACAUUUGACUUCACUCAAGGCCCUUCGUCAGAUUUUACCGCUACUGGAACUCCCACGUACGACAGCAAUGGAGUAGGAUUCACUGUUGCCAAGCAAGGUGAUGCUCCUCUGAUCCAGUCCAAGUGGUACAUCAUGUUUGGUCGUGUCGAAUUCCAAAUCAAGGCUGCUCCCGGAACGGGUAUCGUCAGCAGCGCCGUCCUCCAGUCUGACGACUUGGACGAGAUUGACUGGGAAUGGCUUGGCGGCGAUGACACUCAGGUGCAGACGAACUAUUUCGGGAAGGGAGAUACUAGCACCUACAAUCGUGGUGCCUUCCAUUCGGACCCAGGAAACCACGACGGCUUCCACACCUAUACUGUCGACUGGACGAGUGAGCAGAUCGUUUGGCAAAUUGAUGGUAACACCGUCCGUGUGCUUACACCUUCAACUGCGGCUGCCAACCAAUAUCCCGAAAGUCCAAUGAUGGUCAAGGUGGGAGUGUGGGCUGGUGGUGAUCCCUCCAACGCUGCGGGCACGAUUGCAUGGGCUGGAGGCACGACCGAUUACGGCGCUGGCCCCUACACCAUGUAUAUGAAAUCGCUCUCCGUGACCGAUUACUCGACGGGUACAUCAUAUACAUAUGGAGAUAAGAGUGGCUCAUGGGAGUCAAUCAUAUCCGAUGGCGGCAAGAUCAAUGGUAACAUUGGCGCUGCUCCCAAAGAGGCAUCUUCUGCUCCGCCGGUGACCUCGACGGCUGAAUCUGGUCCCCUCCCAUGGAGUGGCACACACAAGGAGACGUCCAGUUUUAGCACUCCAAGUAUUUAUCCCUGGGUGCCUGGACCGACUACAAUGUCUACGGAAACUGCGUCCUCUUAUCCCGGACUCCCCAGCGGCUGGACAAUCAACAGCUCUGGGCACGCCAUACCGCCGAGUGCGGCCCCUUCCACAUCCCCGCCUUCUUCGUUGCCGUCUCCUUCUUCAUCGGCCUCGCCUUCCCCUUCUGGCCGCACUACUAGACCAGCCACGUUGGCGACAACCAGCACCAGGCGCCACAGCACUUUAGUGACAUCUACCAGUCUUGCGGCUCAUCUUUCUGCAUCGUCGACCUCGUCUGCCCCUGUUGCCCCUUCCACGGGUGGAGCUAACAGCAACCUUCGGAUGACGGCUGGUCUUGGUGCCUUCUGCGCAUUCCUUGGAGGCGCUUUGGCUCUCUUUUGAGCGAUCUUACCAACUUGAUGACUGAACGUUUGAAUGGGUUACGCAGAAUGACUGGUUCCUACACGUACGAUACAGGAUGUCUCGGAUGCUGGAUUUUCUUUUUUUCUAUUCUUUGUUUAUGAUUCUCACAUGAUACGGUGCAUGAUCCUCGGCGUUCUGACGGGUACGAAUUGA
This is a messenger RNA of Paecilomyces variotii, 1612 nucleotides long. Its product is annotated as putative cell wall glucanase. Gene Ontology annotation, biological process: fungal-type cell wall organization; carbohydrate metabolic process. Gene Ontology annotation, cellular component: fungal-type cell wall. Bases 110 to 1438 code for a protein of 442 amino acids. NCBI's taxonomy places the organism in Eukaryota, Fungi, Ascomycota, Eurotiomycetes, Eurotiales, Thermoascaceae. The transcript has 4 exons. The record is from RefSeq and is a predicted model, not a curated record. Gene Ontology annotation, molecular function: hydrolase activity, hydrolyzing O-glycosyl compounds; glycosyltransferase activity.